AUGGCGAGUAAAAAGAAUAGAGGCACAUAUAGAGCGCAGAACAUCAGUGUUGACACAACGAAGGAGGAACUUACAGCAGCACUUGAGAGUCAGCUAAUAGGGGACGAAGAAUACAACUUCGACAUACGCCUGGCGCCAGACUGUAUCGACCCGGAAAACUGCCAGGUUGCAACUAUCAAGGUUACGCCUUUCACAGCAAAAGCGCCGGCCUUCCUGGCACGAGAAACCCCAUCUUUUCAUUUGAAAGGGAACCUCAUAAAUAUCGACGUAAACUUCUAUGGCCUUACGCAAUUAUAUCCGGUACCGGAACCAGAUGAAACAAAGCUUGACAUUGUCGCUUUAUCUGGUCUCAACUCCCACGCCUAUGGAUCGUGGGCCCAUACCAAAAGCGAACAUAACACUACCACGAUGUGGCUCCAGGACUUUUUGAAUCGAGAUGACCAACUACAAAACUGCCGAACAAUGAUAUUCGGAUACAACACUAAAUAUGAUGCAAAAGCUCAGCACUGGAUCGACGACUAUGUCAACAUUCUGUUGACAGAAUUAAAUAAGGCUAGGAGUGGCAAAGAGGAGCAGAGAAGACCACUAGUUCUUAUGGGUCAUAGUUUCGGUGGCACUAUCGUCGCACACGCGUAUGUCACCGCCUCCAUGCACGAAAGAUAUAAAGACAUUCACGAAUCCGUCGCCGGUGUCGAAGGAGGCGGCUGGGGGCGAUGCGGGGAACCGAUAUUGGUAGUCAGCCAGAAUUCCGCGAGAUUGAGAAUUGACAAGUUCGAGGAGUCCAUAGCGGCAGAAGCAAACCACUCUACGAUCGUUAAACUGCAAAGCCCGCAAGAUAAAACAUAUACUAAUAUUCGCGACCGCCUGAAAAAAACUAUGGAGAGGUUAGAGAACACAGGUGUUGUGUGUCCCCGGUUGGACGAUAAAGACCUUGAGAAAAUACCAUAUGCUCGAAGUGCAGCUUUCGACUCCUUCGUUCAACAAUUUGACCCCAAAUGUCACCCAGAUACGCGCAAAGAGCUCUUAAGCCAAAUUGAGGAUUGGGCGAAGGGUUCUGAUAGAAAAGGUAUAUUUUGGCUUAAUGGUGUCGCCGGAACGGGCAAGUCGACGAUAUCAAGAACUGUGGCUCAGCGUUUUAGCCGGAGUAGCAAGGUUGGCUCGAAUGUUCACAGCAACUCCAUCUCUAAGAAAAGUGAAAAUAUCUACUUAGGGGCCAGCUUCUUCUUUAAAAGAGGCGAAAAUGAGAGAGAUAAUGCUUCGAAACUUUUCACAACAAUUGCAGUCCAACUUUCACAAGAACUACCUGAACUGGUUCCCUACAUCAAACAAGCGAUUGAAGCAGAGCCAGAUAUUGCGACAAAGUCACUAGGCAGGCAGUUUGAACUGCUGGUGUUUGACCCUCUUCAAAAACUCAGCCAGCGGAAUUCUUCUGAAACGUCCAGAUCUAAGAUGAAAGUAAGAUCACUGUCACUACUACUCGUAGUCGAUGCACUCGAUGAAUGCCGUGACGAAUCAGACAAUGAAUACCAACAGGACAAUACAAUAAGACUCAUACUCCAUUGUUUUUCCCAAAUAGAAGAAAUCAGAACUAGUCGUUUUGAUAUACGGGUCCUCCUUACAAGCCGUCCUGAGCUCCCGAUUCGCCUAGGGUUCAGCGAGAUAUCGAUGGGUACCAGUCGACACGAGCAGAUUAUACUGCAAGAAAUUCCCAAGAGUAUUAUCGAACACGACAUCUCAGUUUUCCUGAUAACCGAAUUUUCGAAGAUCAGAUUAGAAAAUCAAUUAGAGCUGCAAUUCCCACCGGAUUGGCCUGGAGACGAGGCUAUUCACAAACUUACCAUGCUGGCUGCCCCCUUGUUCAUUUUUGCGGCGACAGUAUGUCGAUUUGUGGGAGGUGCUUCAACUUCGAGCCCUAUGAAGCUUUUAGAUACGGUUUUAACGCUUGGGACGGCUGAAGCGGGUUUAAUCUCUCAGCUAGGUCGAACUUAUCUUCCAGUACUGAAUCACCUAAAAUCUAUUUGUGCUCCAGUCAAAUUUGAACAAUUUCGCGCGGAAUUCAAAAAGGUAGUGGGCUCUAUCGUGGCUCUCGCGGACCCUCUAGGUCCUCUCCCACUAGCGAAGCUCCUCGGCAUGGACGAGAACAAUGUAUAUAUUAUACUGCGCCAUCUGCAUUCUGUUCUCAACGUUCCGUCUGAGCCCAAUCUACCUAUCCGACUACUUCAUCUCUCUUUUAAAGAGUUCCUCGUGGAUCCCGAAAAGAAGUCGAAGGUAGCCAGCGACAAAGAUGAGGUAAACGACAACUGGGGAAGCGACAAAGCAAAUAACGAUUUCUGGUUUUGGAUUGAUGAAAAGCAAAUCCAUAGAAUGCUCGCAUAUAGGUCUCUCGAUGUCCUCUCCGCUUAUCUCAAAGAAAAUAUAUGUUCUAUAGAAUAUUCCGGAAUGUCCCGAGAGAAGGUCGAAGUGUCUAGAAUAGAGACAAAUAUACCAGCGUGGUUGCGAUAUGCAUGUUCAUACUGGAUACACCACCUAAAAUGCGGCUUUGAGGAUCUUGGACUCUGCAACGAGGACGCAGGCCGAAUAUAUGCGUUCUUAUGUGAGCACUUCUUACAUUGGCUUGAAGCUUUGAGCUUGGUUGGAAGAAUGAGGGAGUCUGUGUUGUUAAUAGAAAUGCUGAGUCAACUCGCCAAGGAAAACAAAAACAUGAAGUUAUUAAGGUUCCUUUACGACGCCAAUAUUUUCCUCCUACAGAGUUGGCAAUCGAUCGAUGAAGCACCUCUUCAAAUCUAUUCAUCCGCCCUAAUCUUUAGUCCGAAGGCAAGCGUUAUUAGAAAAAUAUUUCAAAAUUGUAUCCCAAAAUGGAUAUCCAGAUGGCCAGAACCCCCUGAACCGUGGAAAGCAACUUUAAAACUAGAGCUUAAUACAUUGGACCCUUCUGCCCUAGCAUUCUCACCAGAUGGAAGGUUUCUAGCAUCUACAAGCCGGCUCAGACAGAAAAUUGACGUUUGGAAUACCAGAACUGGCGAGCACGUAGGGUGUGGAGAUCAAGAUUAUGACAGAAAACAUCCCACGAUUCCACUUCCUCCUAACGGUAGAUAUCUCGGAUCGUUAGCCAGUUCUCUUUUUGUAAUAUGGGACGCAGUUUUGAGGCAAAAAUUGCGAGCUUUAGAUCCCACAUACCGGAUUAAAUGUUUUGCCUUCUCUCCUGACAGCAAAUGGCUAACAGUAGCUUUGUCAAAACCCAAUAUCAUUGAAUUGUGGGACGUUGACAUGGUGAUACAGGGCCGAGUAACCCCGGGAACAGACCAAGCGAUUCAAGUGUUUAGAGGACACAAUAACCUCGUUACCGCAGUUUUGUACUCGCCAGACGGCAAACUGUUUGCAUCGGCGUCGGAGGAUCAAACAGUUAGAAUAUGGGACCCGGCAACGGGCCAACAACUGCUACAAACAUCAGUGGGGACCUCCCCUUCGUGGAAUAAUUUUCGAACAAUGGCGUUUUCCCCUGACGGAAAACAUUUAGUCUUGGGAUUGGAGGACUUAGUUAUGCUCUGGAGUGUGACCACUGGGGAGCAAGUCCGAAUCUUUCCUGAAAAGUUCCGGGGCUGUGCUUCAAUGGCACUUUCUCCCAGUGGUAAAGAGUUGGCGUUGGGAAAAGGUGAUGGUAGAGUUGAGAUAUGGGACAUGACAACACGGAAAAUGAUAAAAGUUCUCUGUGACCUCGGUACUAGUAGUAUAGCCAGAGCCGUCGCGUAUAGUCCCGAUGGUAAGGUGUUAGCGUCGGCGUCAAAUUCUACGAUCAGGCUCUGGAAUGCGGUGGUAGAGCAGCGAGUUAGCAGUAACGCCUCCCCGCUGAGGAAUUGGGAGAUGCAGCUAGGGUUGCGCGAGAAAACCGCUCAGCUUCGGCAUGUAAUAGCGAGCAGGAAGAAUCCGGUACAAAGGGUGAAAGGAGAAUCUUGGUUGGCUUCGGAGGUGGUGUUCUCGUCAAACGGUGAACAGGUCGCGGUGAGAGAGGUUUCUAUUCCAGAUAUCGUCACAGUUUGGGACGUGCGGACGGGCCGGCUGGUGUGGGGGAAUACAUGCCACCGGUGGGUCCACAGUAUCGCUUUUCCUCCGACGAAAGGUUAUAGCUCACCGGAACCUUGGUUAGCGAUAGGAUCGCAAUCGUUCUUGCCCUCCCAUACGAAAGUAAAUGUAUACCAUACAAAAACAGGCAAGGAAGUGAAAGUGUUGGACGUGGGUUCGAACUCUGAAAAACCCGACUGUGAGAUCCGUGGCCUCACUUUUAGCUUUGAUUGUAAACAACUAGCUUUAGCAACUGAGGAUCUAAAUGGCGGUAGCAGAAGGAUCGAGCUCUGGGAGAUCAAAACAGGGCAAAGGAUAAAAUACAUUUGUGACAGCCGUCUCGACGCGACAGUCAUGACUUUCUCUCCGAAUGGCGAACGACUUGCCCUAGCGACAAAAUACCGGGACACGGACAUUCAAGUUUUGGACGUGGCGACAGGCAAGGAGUUGAGAAGCUGGGAUGAGCGCCAUGCUGUUACAAAACUAUGCUUCUCUAGCGAUGGCGAGCAUUUAGAGACCGGUAGCGAAAUCUUAUCUCUCGCUCCAAACCUCUCUUCGCCGCAGUCGGUCCAAAAAUCGCCUAGGGCACAACUGUAUUUUGAGGUUCGGUCGGCUUGGAUAUACGCAAACGAUUUCCGCCUUUUACGGCUACCAGUUUCCUAUGGGGGUAACUGUUCUGCCCACAAUGGGAACUUUUUGGUUGUUCCUCUACGUCCGACUAAAGGCGUUGGUAUUUUCGAGUUUACCGGCGUUCUUGACGAGUUGAUCCUUUCUCAGACACCUUGA
Messenger RNA from Orbilia oligospora ATCC 24927, 4845 nucleotides. RefSeq lists its product as uncharacterized. The transcript is spliced from 7 exons. The record is from RefSeq and is a predicted model, not a curated record. The coding region runs from base 1 to 4845 and encodes 1614 amino acids. NCBI's taxonomy places the organism in Eukaryota, Fungi, Ascomycota, Orbiliomycetes, Orbiliales, Orbiliaceae. Gene Ontology annotation, molecular function: protein binding. Gene Ontology annotation, biological process: regulation of DNA-templated transcription.